AUUACAGAUUUUAAGUCCAACUGUACAUAUUUCAGUCAGGAAAGGUAUUUUUGAUAUAAUGGAAGAAACCCUAGAAAAUCCUGAAAUGAACGCAUCUCCUCCUAAACCUGAAACCCUAUCGAAUUCCCAACAACAAGAAGAAGAGAAUACAAGUGAAGAAUCAAAACCGCUGUUUGAUAAAAAUGAAAUUUUCAAAGCUCUAGAAAUUGUGGAGAAAGAUUCAAUGGCUAUUGCUGAAACAUAUGUAUCUCUUUUCUCUUCGCUUCGUUUGAUUCUAUCCGAGGUUACUAGCAGUUCGGUUGACCACAUGUGUUGUUUUAGUGAUGCUGCUGGCCGCGUACAAGAAUCUGCACUUGAUGCAGCAACCAAGGGAAAUCGGUACAUAAAUUCCUGUCUCAGAUUAAACGAGGAAAUGAAAAGCAUUGACAGCCUUGCUCUUCAAUUAAGAAAAAUUCUGAGGAAGAAUGUUGAUACACUGGACUCAGCAGUGACCAAGCUUGUCCGAUUUCCAUGACCAUGGCUUCUGCGCACAUGUUGAAGCCUCUCGCCUCAGCAGCAAAUUUGCUUCACUGGUUAAACUGCUUUUUCAGGAGUUCCUCAAUUAGUCUGACUCUUGUAUAUCGUAUUGCUUAGACUCUGAUCCGAUACAUUACUAGCACAUUGCUUUGGGGAUCAUAAUAACUCUUGUAUAUUGUAUGGGGUUUUCCCAAGACAAAUGAAGCAAUGUAUUAACCACUCUGUUUCUCCGUCUUCA
Molecule: messenger RNA, 754 nt
Organism: Papaver somniferum (opium poppy)
Lineage: Eukaryota; Viridiplantae; Streptophyta; Magnoliopsida; Ranunculales; Papaveraceae
Exons: 5
Coding region: 59-514 (151 amino acids)
Source: RefSeq, a predicted model, not a curated record